AUGCCGGACCGCGUCGUCGACGGCGAAGUGACGGGCAUCUACAAUCGAGGUGGAUGUUGGCUGUUCGCCAACACGCCCACCUGCGUGACGCCGUGGCGAUACGAGCGCGCCGCUGCGAGUAUCAACUGCCACUUCCUCAACAUCAAGUGCCUGUGCGACCGCGAGGACGACUUCGGUAGGGCCCUGGGCGGCAACAUGGUCUGGGACGGCGAGUGUGGCGUCGCGGGUCAUCUGACCUCCCUCAGCCGCCUCCGCGAAGUCUGCGCCGCCGUGCGCAAGGAGCGCGCCGCCGACGCCGACGCCGAGAAGAAGGCCAAGGAGGAGGAGAGGGCCGAGGACAGACGCGCCCAGGCGAAGAUGUCCAAGUUGGAGUACGAGGCCGCUGCUCACCGCCUCAGGAAGAACCAGGAGGAAGCUGCUGCUGCGGCGAGGAAACUCAGGGGUGUGCAGGGGGCUACUGCUGCGAUGCAGGCUACGCGGCCGACUAUGGCGACUCAGGCGACGGCCAAGACGACGGCGAAGGGGGGAGCGAAGGCGAAAGCGCAAGCGAAGGCGGGGGGCCGGGAGCUCUAG
Messenger RNA from Anthostomella pinea, 573 nucleotides. NCBI's taxonomy places the organism in Eukaryota, Fungi, Ascomycota, Sordariomycetes, Xylariales, Xylariaceae. The record is from the annotation of a GenBank genome assembly.